UUCUGUCGAUAAAACGAGCCCGAUGCAUUUGGCUCGAUAAGCGGCUUUUUUCUCCUAGCGCUACUGUAUUUAAAGAGUGCACAUAUUCUGGAGUGGAGAGUUGAUGAAGUCAGUUGCUCCUGGCGCGUGAUAAAGUUUUUGGUUAGCAUUAUUUUGUUGAGCUGAACAUGUCUGUGCGUGUUUUCGCUUGCCAUUGUUUGAAUAUACAAGUGAGUGGUAGAGAAGGUAAGGUAAAGUUACAAGAUGUUAAAGAACUUGAUCUUCCUGAAGAAGUUAUGUCAGAUCCCUUUUUCUCGGGUAAAGCUUAUGAUGUAAUACUGGAUUUAGUUGGUGUAACAAUGGCCAAGAAAUUACUCUGCAAGACCCGUAUUGCAGGUGGAAAGUGGACUGUGAACACAUGUACCAGUUGCAUGUUUGAUGUUUUUGCUCAACAUCCAGACAUUGAUGAUCGUGUUCUUGUCAGUCCUGAUACAGAAAAAGGCGCUGAAAAAAUCUCAUUUUUAAUUGCAUCUGACAGAUACUCAAAGCUGUUCAGAAUGAUACUUCCAGAAAUCAAUGAUAACUUCAUUCAGAAUAAUAUAGAUAUUGAAUUAUAUAAUGGAAAUCUGGAUCAGUCUAUUGAAAAUGUUCAGCGUGAAGUAUCAAACUACUUAAGAGAUGAGCAGAAAGCCAUGGAAGAACGUAUUAGGCGAUUUACUGAAGAACAGCAAUCUAGGUAUGCAGAAUUAUUGCAGAGGGUUAGGAAACAUAAACAAGCUAUGAUUUACUUACUUCUUAGAGCCAAAGAACAGCAGCCGGCUGAGGACAUAGCUGUUGUUGAAUCUCCACUAGCAUCACCAGCAUCAGCUGCCAAUAAAGACUCUGCUAAUGAGUCAUGUACGUCAAUAGAUUCAGCAUUUGAUAGAAGUGAGACAUCCGAAUUAUCCCUAGACGGAAAUUUAAAGGAACGAAACGUUCGAUCCCUGAGAAGAACUGUAUCUAAUCCAGCCCGUCCCCGAGCUAAAGUUAAACGUGAACCUAAACGAGCUCCUCUUAGUAUAGAUGUUGGUGGUGUGUUUGAUAUGGAAGAAUUUGAUGUUAAGGAAUCUCUUUCUGGUCAAUCAGAUGAUGAUUCAGAUGAAUGGGAAAAUAAUGCCUCUGAGUAUGUUGAUGAAGGGAAACCUAAAGAACCAUUAAUGUGUGCUACUUCACUUCCUAUGUCCAUUCCAGCUUUUUCAAACUAUUCUCACUUUUCUGUCAUUGAUGAUGAGGAUGAUAAGAUGUCGCCUAUCAAAGAUCCAGAACAGAUCGCUGCAAGCAUGCGUGCUAUUGCUUGUAGUGUAACUGAUGGUACUGAAAUGUUUGGAGAGUUACCGAGAAGACGUUUAAACACUGGUGAACUGUUGUCUUCUAGGCCUAUAUAAGUAUAAAAGGAGUUUAAAGCAGUUUGUGAAGAUGAUAUUCUGUAUACUGUUUAAGAGGAACAUAUGUUACAAGGGAAUUAUCCAGAGGUUUUGGAGACAUAUAUGGCAUCUUACUGUUAACUUCAUAACUUCUGCAUAAUAUGCAUCUGAAGGUCUCAUAUCUGAGCUGUGUGAUCCAUGGAAGUUCAUAAAACAUGUCUAAACUUUAAGUGUAAUGCUCUUCCUUUUAUAAUAAUCACAGCACUUUAUUAAUUUUAAUAUGAAUGAAACACAUAGCCUUAAAAUUAAGUUUUGAAAUGAUUGUUAUUUUGUAAUUUUAAUCUACAAUAUUUGAGCUUUAUGAAUUUUUAAAUUUUUGAGCUUAAAUA
Messenger RNA from Stegodyphus dumicola, 1771 nucleotides. RefSeq lists its product as uncharacterized. Gene Ontology annotation, biological process: negative regulation of TOR signaling; neurotrophin TRK receptor signaling pathway; negative regulation of protein kinase activity. Gene Ontology annotation, cellular component: cytoplasm. NCBI's taxonomy places the organism in Eukaryota, Metazoa, Arthropoda, Arachnida, Araneae, Eresidae. The record is from RefSeq and is a predicted model, not a curated record.